GCCAAGCACUUAAUUAUCUAUGAGGUAACCCUUGUGCAGCAGUGAAGAUGGCAACUAGAACAAGUAGGUCAACAGCUGCAAAGAAGCUGAAAACAGCAGCAAGUACACUCAGCAAGAAAAUCUCCACAUUUUUCGAGCCCUCAAAAACGAGCAGCAGGAAAAGGCCACAGAAAGAGUUGCCAGACGAAGCAGAGAAUUCUCUGCCUCCCUCCAAGAUCCCACGUACAGACACGUCCCCCUCACCAACAACAUUCACACCCUCCACACCACCCUCAAAGGUUAAGCCGGAUAUCUUGACACCCUCCCCUGAGCAGAAGGAGAGGAUGGAGAGCAACAAACUAGAAGCUGAGUCGAAAAUGAUUGCAAAAAAGUUUGGUGCAGACAAGAUUGGUCUCAGCUGGAUGAAGGCAUUACACUCUGAGUUCAAGAAACCUUACAUUAGUACGCUGGCCUCCUUUUUGUCGGAAGAACGUUGCAAAGAAACUGUGUACCCCCCGCCGGAAGAUGUCUUCAGUUGGACUCUGGCCUGCUCCAUACACGAUGUCAAGGUGGUUAUGCUCGGGCAAGAUCCAUACCAUGGCCCAGGGCAGGCUCAUGGCCUUUGCUUCAGUGUGAAGGUGGGUGUGACCACUCCUCCCAGUUUGCGGAACAUGUACAAAGAGUUGAGCACCGAUGUGGAGGGUUUCACUGUACCCUCCCACGGCUACCUUGUGGGAUGGGCCAGACAAGGUGUCCUGCUACUUAACGCUUGUCUGACUGUGAGACACAAGCAGGCUAAUUCACACGCCGGGAAGGGUUGGGAGAAGCUGACUGAUGCUGUUGUCCACUGGCUGAAUGAUCAGGGGGAGAACAUUGUCUUCAUGUUGUGGGGCUCCCAUGCUCAGAAGAAAGGAUCGUUCAUUGACCAGAAGAAGCAUUGUGUUCUCAAGUCUGUCCAUCCUUCCCCCCUCUCUGCACAUCGUGGGUUCAUGGGAUGUAAGCAUUUCUCUAAAGCUAAUGAUUAUCUCGCGAGUGUGGAGAAGAAACCUAUUGAUUGGAAAGACCUACCGUCUUCAAUCAAUGUAUUAGAAGAAUGAACAAUAUACUCUGUUUUUGCAUGCUGACUUGUGUUAUAUUUAUAUCCUCCUUCACACGCAUACACAUGACUCAUUUAUUCCCGCCAUAUGCAUUUAACCAUGACACUAUUGUUCUCGAAAACAACAA
Messenger RNA from Halichondria panicea, 1203 nucleotides. RefSeq names its product uracil-DNA glycosylase-like. The transcript is spliced from 4 exons. NCBI's taxonomy places the organism in Eukaryota, Metazoa, Porifera, Demospongiae, Suberitida, Halichondriidae. Gene Ontology annotation, molecular function: uracil DNA N-glycosylase activity. Bases 48 to 1076 code for a protein of 342 amino acids. Gene Ontology annotation, cellular component: mitochondrion; nucleus. Gene Ontology annotation, biological process: base-excision repair, AP site formation via deaminated base removal; base-excision repair. The record is from RefSeq and is a predicted model, not a curated record.